GGGGCUCGUCCUCAGCCGCCCGUGACCGGUGGGGAGAUUCGGGCAUACGGAGGCGGCAAUGGCUUCCCCAUUGCUUGUCUUGCUCCUCAUCCAGCUGAACGUCCUCCUCAACCUGUCCGACUCCUCCGCCGCCCUCGCACAACCACAACACAGCAGCAGCAGCAGCAAGGAAGGUCACCGACCCGCGCUGUUGCAAUCGACGUGCAACUCCACCAGCUUCUACGACGUCUGCAUCGCCGCCCUGGCCGCCGACCCCUCCAGCUCCACCGCCGACGCCCCCGCCCUCUGCGCCAUCGCCGUCUCCGCCGCCGCCGCCAACGCCUUCGGCACCGCGUCCUUCCUUGCCAACGCCAGUGGCGCCGCCGCCACCCCGGAGGCGGACCGCGCGGUCCUCCGCGCCUGCGCCGCCAAGUACGCGGCCGCCCGCGACGCGCUCCUGGCGGCGCGGGCCUCCCUCGCGGGGCAGGACUACGACUACGCCUUCGUGCACGCGAGCGCCGCCGCCGAGUACCCCGCGGUGUGCCGGACGCUGUUCCGGAGGCGGCAGCAGCAGCAGACGCGACCGAGCAGGACGACGACGACGUACCCGCCGGAGCUGGCCAAGAGGGAGGAGGCGCUGCGGCGCCUCUGCACCAUCACCCUCGACAUCAUCUCGCUAUUGCAGACGCAGGAACCCUCCACCUGACUGAAUGUUCAGUUCGGCACUUGUCGGUGGGAUAGAUUGACUCCAUCCUCUGUCGAAGCUGAUGCGUGAAAAAAAAAAUGAGGUUUGAGAAUCUGAUCAGAUGAGAGUGCUUGAAAUCCGAGCGAUGCAAUGUAUGGUUGAUCAUUCAUGUGAUGCAUGGCAUGGAUAAUCAAUGGAAUGAAAAGGUUGAUCACGGACUGUAGUUUGCUGGA
Molecule: messenger RNA, 897 nt
Organism: Panicum virgatum (switchgrass)
Lineage: Eukaryota; Viridiplantae; Streptophyta; Magnoliopsida; Poales; Poaceae
Product: pectinesterase inhibitor 28-like
Exons: 1
Coding region: 59-685 (208 amino acids)
Molecular function (GO): enzyme inhibitor activity
Source: RefSeq, a predicted model, not a curated record